AGAGAGAGAGCAUGGAGUGUGGCUUUCUCUGGUAUCAGAUUUCUGUCUGCUUAUAUCAGGAGGUGGAUGUCAGAUGAGAUUUCUGUUGAUUUGGGCAUGGAUUUUAAGAAACGCUGGCAUGCUGCUCCUUUCGAUUAAUCCCUCGUGGUAUGUCAAUAGAGCUAAGAAAAACUGACACUGAAUCUCGAAGUGGCAGCGUUUUUAGGUUUUUUCACCAUGAGUCGGAGGAGGAUAUCAUGCAAAGACCUGGGCCAUGCUGAUUGUCAAGGGUGGCUGUACAAGAAAAAGGAAAAGGGAACUUUCCUGAGCAACAAAUGGAAAAAGUUCUGGGCGGUGCUCAAGGGUUCCUCCCUGUACUGGUACAGUAACCAAAUGGCAGAGAAAGCUGAUGGGUUUGUCAAUCUGCCUGACUUCACUGUGGAAAGAGCAUCAGAAUGCAAGAAAAAGCAUGCCUUUAAGGUCAGCCAUCCACAGAUCAAGACCUUUUAUUUUGCGGCUGACAAUGUACAGGAAAUGAAUGUGUGGUUAAACAAACUUGGAUUGGCUGUAAUUCAUCAGGCACCCACUACAAAAGAUGAAGAAUGCUACAGUGAAAGUGAACAGGAAGAUCCUGAAAUAGCUGCAGACACACCACCCCCUCUUUACUCUUCAGAGACUCUGUCUUCUUCAGCUGCUCAGCAGGUAGGCUCGUCCUCACCCAGACUGAAUGAAGCAUCCUGCUCUUCCUCUUCCCUGGAAUAUGCCAACAAGACCUCCUGCAGCAACCUGUCCUCCACCUUCCCUAAGGAGAGACAGUCUUGGAUUGACAUAGUUAAUAGUUCACCUGCCUCCGAGGAUGUGGGACAAUCUUUAACAUUUGCCGUGCAGGUUCAUUCACCUGUGCCCUCUGAAGCAAACAGCUACAAGGUCCUGGAAAGCAGUCUUGCUGCUUCAGAAAGUGGGUUUUUGAACUCUUUGUCUAGUGAUGACACUUCUUCCUUUAGUAGCAACCUUGACCAUCUUACUAUCCCAGACAAACCAACUGCUUCGAAGAUGACAGGAAAAGAUGAAACGAAAGCAUCUGAAGAUGAUGAAAUGGAGAAACUCUAUAAAUCCUUGGAGCAAGCAAGUCUCUCUCCUCUUGGGGACCGACGACCUUCAACCAAAAAAGAGUUAAGAAAGUCCUUUGUGAAGCGGUGCAAAAAUCCAUCCAUAAAUGAGAAACUACACAAAAUCCGUACUUUGAACAGCACCUUAAAGUGUAAAGAGCAUGACCUGGCCAUGAUCAACCAACUACUGGAUGAUCCCAAGUUGACAGCCAGAAAGUACCGGGAGUGGAAGGUCAUGAACACCCUUCUCAUCCAGGACAUCUACCAGCAACAGCAGGCUCCCACAACUGCCCCUGAAGGCACCCCCCAAGGACACGAGCAGCACCCCUCCUCUUCUCAUGUUGAAAAUUCCAUUUGAGGACCAGUUAGGAUUUCUCUCUCCUUAUACCCUUCUCGAAGAUGCUACAAGAACUUUCAUGUUUCCUCAUGGAGGAAAACUGAAGCCCAAUUCCUCUUCAAGCAUCAACCUUCCUCAACCCCUCCCUCCCCCAGAUUGUCACUUCAUGAGGACAGACUCCUUGAGCUGCAUGCAGCUUUCAGGGUGUCAUGCAGCUCUAGAGAGUGGAGACAGUGAAUCCUGUUGAACAAACUGUUCUUGUGGACUUUCCAGGGUCUAGGGGAGGAGGUGAGAAAUGCUAUUUUCUACCCUUGUCAAAAUGGCAACCAAUCCAUGGACAGGAGAUCACCUUUUACUAGAAAUAAUAAUCCAUGGGAAUGUUCUGCUUUCUAAGCAAAGAAGUUACAUAUUCCACUAGGUUGGGUAGCUGAAUCCUCUCCGUCACAUCAUCCAGAGAAGGACAGAUGUGGAAUUGUAGCAUCCCAACCCCUCGCCUUUUCCACAUUUUGAGAAAGACUUCAUAGUAAGCACUUUGUGGGAGAAAGCCUGAGGUGGAGGUGUGGCCUCUAUUCUACUCAUUUGUAUACAUGACCCGGGUGUUGAUGAAUGUUUCUUUGUGGAGGAACAGCUACAGGAAAGUAUCUUAUUGUACCAGGACAUCCAUACUCUCUCCAACUACUUAGAACUCCUUAGAGGAAACUAUCAUAAGUUCAGCAAGGAGCAAUGUUUGCUGCUUCCAUCCAUAUGUUCACACCUGAAGCAUGUGCAUAUACAGAUAAUUUCCCUGGCAGCAAUAUUGACAAAAUGAUGCUGUUGUCUGAAUUAUUUUAACAUCUUUACUCUUAAAAACAAAAACCAAUACAAAUAUCAAAAGGGUUAAAACAAUUAUUUUUGUAUGUUGGUGUCAUUUUAUGUUUUUUGUGAAUUGCUAUAUAUGUACAUAUGUUUGUUAUUUAAGUAUAUUUAAAGAGUUUAAAAUUACUAGUACUUUAAAAAUGAUAUAUGAAUAUAUGUUUUGCUCACUAUAUAUUACCAAAAUAUCUACUUUUUUUGCUUGAGAAAAAUAGGAAUAUAAUUGAAUCGUUGGAGUAAUUAUGUUGCACUAUGAUCUUUGGGGAAUGUUCAGGAAAACCUGUGGCAUCAAUGUGUGGGCAUGUGUUACAAAUCUCUCAUCUUCUGAUAGCGCUCUCUCUCUCUCUCUCUCUCUCUCUCUCAUUUUCUCUCUCUCCCCUUCUGACAACCCAAGGAGCUUAGAUUUCUCUGCCUGUGAUAAGUCUACCUUAAGCUAGAAAGGGACUUUAAUCUUGCUUCACUAUUUCUAGUAAAUAAAUAUCAGGCUUUACCUAUUCAUAUGCACAAACCCUAACCAAGUGAAACACAACUAAUGUAGUAUUUUAAGUCUAAGGAUUAAUGGAAAGUUGAGGUUUUUGCUGUUACAGAAAAUGCAUCUGAUUGCAUAAAUAUCAUGAAAGUCUUCACUUACUAAUCUGUGUCAAUAUUUCUCACUAUAAAAAUAACCACGACUCACCAAAAACCCAUGUGGUAUGUGUGGGGGUCUCUCAGCAAGCCAACAGUCAACAGAGCAGUCUGAUUACAACAGAGCACAGUAGAGAAAAAGUGUGAUUUGAUGUAGUUGUGAAUGUGGAUGUGGAAAUAAUCCCAAAUUUUACCUGCAAAUUAAACUGAAAUAGUUGUUGAACAUUAUCUCCAGCUUUACUAAGAAUACUUAAUACGUUGGGGAAAAAAUUAAAAAAAACAACUUAGCACUAAGACAUAAUUAAAAAAAAAAAGGAGAAGAAGAAUGAGCAGUUGGUAUACUAGAAGCUUCUGUAAUAGAAGUCAUCUCACUCUGACUGAACAUGAACCUGACCUAAGAAUGUAGACUGGAGUGCAGACUGAAUGGAGCGAGAACUUGCAUGAAAUUGUCUGUGGGCACCCAAGAGAAGCACCAUUGAGGAGUUUUGUAGGCUAGAGUCUUUUGAGUUGAGAGGCCAGUGCUUUGAUUUCUUAAGUUAUCACCCCCCCCCCUUUUAACUGCUACUACCAAAAAGUCAUUGUGUAAGCAAGCUUUUGGUAAAAGGAACAGUGACAAUGGAAAAAACCAGCAAUAUGAUAUCAACUUGUCUUCUCUCAUUUUUUUCCCCUUGGAUAGCAACACCCACAAAUAAACUUCAACAAUUCCCCUCCCCCAAAUGGAAGUGUUCCCAAGUACAUUUUAAUACUUUUCAUGACUAUAUAAUGAAAUGACCUUUUAGUGUAAAUUCUUUGGUAAGCCUGGAACAUCAAAGUCAGUUAGCACCUUGGAUGGCUGAAUCAAAGCAUUCAGCUCUUUUUUUUUUUUUUUUUCCUUCCCCAGAAUCAAAUUGCCUAGAUGUGUUUUGGUUUUGUUGGUUAAAGCCAUAACUUUAAAGAGCUUCUUCAUAUGGAAGUUGAAGUGUACUGCCCAGUUGGGUUCUGUUGGUCUAGAUGAAAGUCGUCGGCUCAUUGGUAUUUUCCCCUGUGUUGUGUUGUGAUAGGAAGUAGGGGUCGGCUUCUGUGGGUUUGUAACCUAGUUGUGGCCACUAAAAGGCAAUGAGUGGAGAAUAAGGGGCCAGUGGAAAGUAAGAAAGAGCGGUUGGCAUUUUCCGUGACGUGUAACUCUUGGGUAGCACAGGGCUUUACUGACCUCCAAUCAUUUUUGCUGUCCAAAGGAUACUGGGAAAAUUGGAGUACUUCUGGUCUAUUCCAGAGGGUUGUGCCAUCCCUGAAAUAAAUUUAAUGUAGUUUCAUGGAGCUCAGUGGGAGAUAUCUCUAUGCAGUUCCGUAGCCAUGGAAACUGAGAUUCUGAGGAGUGACUCAGGUCCAUGAGUGCUCAGGACUUAAGUAGAAAAUCCCUGAACAUAACCACAUCUAGACUUGUAGUACAUGAGGGGGGGUAUGUCUGUCCAGCACUACAAGUUCUCCAUCUCAAUGAAUCCCCUUUCAAAGUCAACUGUGACAUGUUUCUCUAGGUUGUGAGACAGGAAGUGAUUUCUCUGCAUGUCUUGAUUCUUUCUUAUCCAGCCCACAAACCACAGAGAAAACAUUAAAGUGGAUUCUACAUUUCAAAACAUUUUUCUGUUUCUCUUGCAGUGAGGAGAUUUAACAGCUCUGUAAUGAUCUUUAUUCACCUUUAGUCCAAGGGGGAAGCAUGCCUCCUAGAGAUAGCCAACAUCCCAUGAACAAGCAAACAAACAAACAGGUCUUUGAAUCACCCUGUCACUCAUUUCCUAGCAUGAUAGGGAUGCAACUUUUUAGCACUGCAUGUGUUUAGGGGCCAGAUAUUGAUGUGGAUAUAUAACCUUUAACUUCAUUCUCUGUCAUCUGCUUUCUGAGUAACUUGGUGGGGAAGGCAUGGCUCAUUACUUUCUGCUUCGUAUUUCUUGAGGUUAACUUGUAGAAAACAAAUAAAUGAGAGGAGAUAUAUCUAGUAAAAUUAAAUGAAAAGGAAAUUUGUUAGUGGUGUUUAUUUUAGUCCUGGUGCUUCAACAGAAAAGAACUUCCUGGUUGAUUUUCUCUUCUAGGAAGGCUAUAAGCGCCCUCUGGUGGUAAUAAAAAAACAAUUGAUUCUG
Molecule: messenger RNA, 5015 nt
Organism: Erinaceus europaeus (western European hedgehog)
Lineage: Eukaryota; Metazoa; Chordata; Mammalia; Eulipotyphla; Erinaceidae
Gene: IPCEF1
Product: interaction protein for cytohesin exchange factors 1
Exons: 9
Coding region: 217-1446 (409 amino acids)
Source: RefSeq, a predicted model, not a curated record